CUUUGGUCCGCAGGCAGACGCUCUAUCCACUGAGCCACACCUGCCUGGGCCCCCUGGAGGUUCUGAGGCCCAGUGCUGUCGCUCCCCUUGGAGGUCAUGACCCUGGCUGAGCAGUGCCUCUCCUGCCCUGUUGUGAGGUGUCAAUACGGUGACGGACAGAACAUCUUAACAUUGCGGACCAGUAGUUUCAUUGCUAGCGUUACCCAGUGGCCAGGAAAGUUUCUAUUGAACGAGUACAAAAAACGUUUUACCUAAUUGUUAAAGGCAGGCUUUAAAGUUAAAUGCCCGUUGCAUUUUGAAGUCAUUUAUUAAAUGUUCUCACAAGCUAAUACCUUUUGAAAGUAGGAUACUUUGUAAAACACUUUGUGACACGAAGCGAGAAUUCUCCUAUCGCCGCGACGCGCUCAGAACAGGUUUCUUUCUGGGGUUUGUCCGACUCCAGUUGCUGGCUUGGCACCGCAGGUUGUGCGCAUUCUUGGCUGUUUCCCUGGUCCUCGGGCGCGUGUUCCCACGUGAGUGGGUAAACCCGCUGGUUCUGACGGGGGCACAGGGCUGCCCUUUGGGGGUGCCUGGCUGGGCCAGGAUUCUGUUUCUGAGGCUCAGUCUUCCCACCCUUCUUACCACCCCCCAGCCCAUAUGGUUGGGAAUGAGCUGGGCUGUGUGGGUGAGGAGAGAAGGGGCAGCAGCUUCCUGUUCUCCCCGCAGGCCGAGAAGGUGUUCAUGGUGGCUCGAGGGCUUGUCCGCGAGGCUCAGGAGCAGUUGGAAGUGCAGCAGGCCAAGCUGAAGGAGGUGAGGGACCGCCUGGACCGCAUCUCCAAGGAGGACAGCCAGUACCUGGAGCUGGCUACCCUGGAGCACCGCAUGCUGCAGGAGGAGAAGAGGCUGCGCACAGCCUACCUGCGGGCCGAAGACUCCGAGCGGGAAAAGUUCUCCCUCUUCUCCGCGGCCGUGCGGGAAAGCCACGAGAAGGAGCGCACGCGGGCCGAGAGGACCAAGAACUGGUCCCUCAUCGGGUCGGUCCUGGGGGCCCUGAUCGGCGUGGCCGGCUCCACCUACGUGAACCGCGUGCGGCUGCAGGAGCUGAAGGCCCUCCUGCUGGAGGCCCAGAAGGGGCCCGUGAGCCUCCAGGAGGCCAUUCGGGAACAGGCGUCCAGCUACUCCCUCCAGCACCGGGACCUGCACGACCUCAUAGCGGACCUGAGGGGCCUGGUCCAGGCUGAGCCGGGGCCAAGCUCUGGGGCCCAGGCAGGGACCCCCACCCGGGACAGUGACGCAGACGUCCUCUCAGCCGCCCUGAGAGAGCAGCUCAGCCACUCCCGGCAGGUCCGUUCCUGUCUGGAGGGUUUGCGAGAGCAGCUCGACCGCCUGGAGAAGACUUUCGGCCAAGUGGCCGGGGUGGUGCAGCUUGCGAAGGCCGCCGACCCGGCUCCGCCUGGCUCUGCGCUGGAGCCGGGGGGCCUGGUCUUGGUGCUGCCGGACAUGGAGCAGCGGCUGGAAGCCCAGGUCAACAGGAACACCAUCUACAGCACACUGGUCACCUGCCUGACGAUCGUGGCCACCAUGCCAAUGCUCUACAUGCUGUUCAGGGCCAGCUAGCCCGGACCGGCUCCGAGGGCCUCGCUGGCUGGUGUGGAUGCAGUAGAGGGUCCUGGUGGGGAAGUGAAUCUCGGGGGACACACGCCACCACAGCCUGAGCCGGGUACCGCCUGUGUGGUGCGUGGCAGACGGACACGUUUCCUUCUUGGGCAGUGCUCAUCUACAUUAAUUAUGAAAACUUUGUGCUAACAGCUCAUUAACAUGUCUUUGAGUUUAUGUUAUUUAAAGUAAUUUAUAUCAA
Messenger RNA from Myotis brandtii (Brandt's bat), 1837 nucleotides. It is a transcript of the gene CCDC51, whose product is annotated as coiled-coil domain containing 51. The coding region runs from base 637 to 1596 and encodes 319 amino acids. The transcript has 2 exons. The record is from RefSeq and is a predicted model, not a curated record. Lineage: Eukaryota; Metazoa; Chordata; Mammalia; Chiroptera; Vespertilionidae.